Molecule: messenger RNA, 4140 nt
Organism: Symbiodinium sp. CCMP2592
Lineage: Eukaryota; Dinophyceae; Suessiales; Symbiodiniaceae
Source: the annotation of a GenBank genome assembly
AUGGGCGCAAUCAUCGAGCAACUUGGGUAUAAAUUGGUUUGGUCAGCCGGUAGUUGCAAGCUGUAUCCUCCUGAUGGUAAGUCGUUGAGGCUUAGGGUCAAAAACGGUUGCCCGGAAUUGGUUGAGAGCCAGGCCCUCACGUUGAUAUCACGGUUGGAGGAGCACAAAAUGCAACAGGUUGAGGAGCUCAGGCGAAGGACGGAUGAGGGGAAGGAUCGCAUCAGACAAGCGAAAAUCGCGAUGCAGCGCACAUGGUGGGAUCAUUUGGUUGAGCAUGUUAGCUCGUCAGCGCCAGCAGCGGGCCACAUGGCAGUAUCCACGGCGCCAUUCUUUCAGGAUGUGCCCGAUCGUGCAUUGUCAGGCCUACUCCCAUCGGAAGAUGUGGACUCCAAGACUUUGUGGAAAGCUCUUGAAGAAGGUAUGCCAAACCUCAACCGGCGAAGGAGGAAGGCACUUCAUCGAGCAUCCAAUUGGGUUGUUCACUUGUUUGCGGGCCCUGGCUCGCACAAGGCUUUCAAACGAUUGGAGUCGCAGGAUACAGUUGUUGUUGAGCUUGACAUUUGCCGCUCAAGGAGCCAAGAUCUUUACCAUGAUCCGCUUUGGACGCUUCUUGCUAAGGUUGCAAAGUUGGGACGAGUUGCGGCGGUCAUUGGAGGUCCACCAACCCGCACGUGGUCCAUGUCAGGGCACCGCGCUGAUGGACCACAUCCACUCCGCUCGCCCACUGAACCGUUUGGCCUGAGCACUCUCACCUCUGACGAGCGUGAUCUCGUUGAUCGUGAUACGGGUUUGUAUGCUCGCAUGUUGUGGUUGCAUGCACUUUCCACCGCCGGGAGGUGUGUGCACCCUAACCCGUCGGAUGGAACAUCCAUGGUGGCAUUCAUGUUGGAGCAACCGUCGGUUGAACACCACAUGGCUUCAAGCCAUUCUGCUGUGGGUGGCGCCCCCGCCGACAGCCGUGUGUCUCCAGUGUGGGCGCCGGGGUUUGUGCAAGCCAUCGUGUACGCACUCCAACGUUGGCCCUGUUACCGCAUCAUGAAAUUCACCCAAGCGGAUUGGGAACAGCAUGUUGCGAACAAUCACGUGCCGUACCGCCGUGAUUGUGCAGUUUGCGUGCACGGUGCCGGAAACGGCCGCCGCCACCACGGUGUAGUUCACCCGGAUGUGUAUUGCAUGUCAGCCGACAUUGCGGGGCCCAUCCGUGUGAAGGGCAAAGACCCAGAAAGCCGCAACCACCGACCAGCCACGUUCAAGUACUUCCUCGCUGUGUCGUACCGCUUCCCACGGCUCAAAGGAGUGAAGGAGGAGUCAGACCCCAGCCAAACCGAGGGGUUUGAUGAUGCAGCACUCCUCCCGGGAGGGACGGAUGACCUUGCAGAUGAGGCCUUUCCCGCAGCAGAAGGCCCCCCGCACGAGGAUUACGAGGACUCCCUGUACGAGCCAAGUUUAGCGGAAGAAGAGGAGGAGGCGGAAGGUGAAGGAGUUGAAGGGCCUAGGGAGUUUGCAGCCAAAGUUGCCGAGGAGCAUCCCUGGGAGUCAGCCAGGUGUGAACUCGAAACACCGCCUGACAUGGCGAGGCUGGUGUUUGCAGUGCCACUUCACACAAACAAGGGUGAUGAUAUCCUAAAUGCCCUCCAACAGGUGUACAUUUCCCUAAGAACCUUGUGGCCUUGCGCAAUCAUGACAGCUGCGGCUCAGCAACGGGCGCAGCAGCUGGGCAUGAAGUCUAAGCUUGCCAUCCAUUUUGGAGGGAAGUGUUCCGUGAAGCGAAAGUUUUUCAGCAAGAAGGGUGAUUUGGAGGAUAGAUGGGUUGAAGGUAAGUAUAUGGGGUUGUCACCAUCUGUGAAUGAUGGUCACAUCGUGUUGCGCAGCGAUGGUGUUGGCAACGGCUUUGUGCAAACACUCCAUGUUCGCACCCGCCUUGUUUCUCCGGAUCCACCGCCCUUGCAGUUUGUAGGAGACUCGCUUGAGGAGGAGCACACACCACCUCCACGCAGGGUUCGCGGCAAGCGGUCUGCUGGUGUGAGACUUGACGACGUCUUUGCACUUGACCCGCCGCCUCCCUUGCCGCCGCCAGCAGAAGCUCUACACCCGGAAGGGCCUGUGUCACCGGUUGAGGAGGAGUCUGCCCGUGUAGCGCGCUUGAGUCUGCAAGACCUCGAAGGUUUAGCUACGGAGCUUAUCGAGGACGACUGGGACCUUGAUGAAGCGUUGUGGGUGUUAGCCGAAGUGUGCAGAGCAGCGCCCCAGCUGCAACACAAAGCUGGGUUGUACCGUCACGGAGGUGUAGUAGGAGUUUUAGGGGGUACCACAGAUAAGCCUUGGCUGACAGAGCUUAUGAAUAUGGUGCUUUCCGCAGUUGCACCCACAGCUGAGUACACCUCGCUUUGGUUGUCUAACUCCACUGUUCAACCCGUGCACGCCGACCACCACAACCUGCAGGGAUCCACAAAUGUAGUCCUCCCUUUGAAGCUCCCGCCUAACGGAGGGGAUUUGUGGAUAGAACUCAAGCCUGGUGACCUAGUCAGUGGCCCUGUAGAGGAGCGGGUAGACGGCAAAGGUAGGCGCUGGUUAGGGACAACUCACAAGUUAGAGCGCGGUAAGCCCUUCUUCCUAGACCCUACUCGCCGCCAUGCCACCACUCCCUGGAAGGGUGAGAGAGCAGUGCUUGUCGGCUACACUGUCAACACGUUAGGCAAAGAGCUUGAGCACGAGUUUCAAAGCCUUGAAGCUUUAGGUUUUCCACUCCCAGCGUCGGUACGUUUACCGCUGACUGAGCAGCAAGACGUGAGACGUCUAGACGCGUUUGACUGCUUCGAAGAAGAGCCCCUUCAGGAGACAAAGGCACGUCACCCUGACGGGAAGACUUCUGAGUUAACGCCUGGGACUGUGCUUAAAGGCGGAGGUUGGAAAAAAACCCAAGCCGUAGAAGCAGGUACUGUAGAGCUGGAGGUGUCGUGGAACCUGAAACACUCGCCGGACCAAAGGCGAACCCAGUCUGAGCACGCCCUGCUGGCUUGCCAACCAGACACCGAGACACAGGUUGAGGAGGAGGAGGAGGAGGAGGGCUUAAGCGAAGACUCCUUGCCGGAACAACCAGUGCUGUGGGAGUUGUGGGUUCCACACCCGCAGACAGGUGAGCAGCUGUGUGUUCUCAGGUCUGACGAUUCGGACGCGAGUGAAGCUUGUGCCCUUUGCAAGUCUGAGCCGGUUUACACUACCAACGUAGAGCUGUUGCUUGACAGGUUGCAAGAACCACUGCAGGUAGUCCACACUGUAGACCCUCGGGAUGCAGAGCAAUGCAUCGAGAAGUGGAUGCCGUCCAUUCACAAGGAGAUCGGUGUCAUUGAGAAGGCUGUGCGGCGACUGCCCCCUGCAGAGGUCCGUUCCGGAGGUUGGCUAAAGCGCAAGGAAGUGAAGGUGGUUCCGUCUAAGUUUGUGUUCACAGUCAAGCCACCAGACCCUGCUGAAGCCUCCCUCGCUACCCGGAAGGGUCAGGCUUACCACAAGCGCAAGGCUCGCCUGGUUGCUUGUGGCAACCACGCCCCAGGCACGGGGUCCGAAGUCUACGCUUCAGGUGCUGCUGCAGAGACACUCCGUUGUUUUGUAAUCAUCAGCUCCAAGAGGAAUUGGUGCAUCGGGUCUCUAGAUGUCACCUCAGCUUUUCUGUUGACCCCAAUCCCGCAAGGCAGAGGUUUUCCAGUGUUUGCUCUCACGCCGCCUAGGUUGCUAGUGAGACUAGGUUUGGCAGAGGAAGGGGAGCUUUGGAUCCUCACGCACGCUGUGUACGGGUUGAGGGAGUCGCCUAAGCUUUGGUCGGACUUCAGGGACUGCCAACUUCGGGCGCUGAGGUGUGUUGUUGACGGAGUUGAGCUGCAGCUCCAGCAAGGAAGGUUGGACCCAAACUGGUGGCGUGUUGUUCGCACCUCUGACGGGGUAGUCGUAGGAGGGUUGCUCACUUACGUUGACGACUUUUUGCUUGCAGGCAGUAAAGAGGUGAUCGAAGCCUUGGCUACGGCCAUCCAGGGCAUCUGGAAAACGACGCCUCUCGCAGCCAGACAACGGACGAGGAAGAAGACCACACCCAGCACAGCACAGGGUAGGAACUACUCCACCCUAGCGGGUUGGAUCUCUCAGUGA